GGAAAUCGUCGCGAAUCGCAGGAAAAGGGCGCUGGUGUGGCAUCUGCAUUCGCUCAGUGGCCGGGCUGGGGGCCCUCUUCAUCAUCACGAGUGCGUGACGCGGUGAGGCGCGGCCAUCCGGACACGACAGAAAGGGACGUCCCUCCAGGAGGCUCGAGAGGCUGAGUGAAGAUGAUUGAGGCCACAGGCGAUUCGUGGAUGACGGGGUACGUGUCGCGUGGCGACGCCGAAGCCCUGCUGAUGGUGGGAGGCUUCGCGGCCACUAUCCUGGUGGUCCGGAUGAAGCCUAUGGUCUUCACCUACGUCUGGUGAGCGCCUGUGCAUAGCUGGGGAUGCAUUCGUGUCUCAAAGUGACAGGGAGGAGGCAGUCAGGUGCUCUGCUCCCACGAGGUCUCUGUCUUUCUGUGUGCUCUGUGUGUUCAGGUUGGCUCAUGCGAUUGUGGCGGUGUGGCUUCAGUCAGAUGUGGCGAUUGGGAUGGCUAUUGUGGUCGGCCUGUGCAUCAACAUCGGCUGGUACUCCAUCCAGCUCCACCGACAAAUGGUGCAAACACACAGUCACACACACACACACACGUAUCAUCCACAACGUUCGUCCUCUUGUGUCUGUCUGCCAGGUGUGGGAUGCUCUUCUGCCGUAUUGGGUGAACUCGCUGGGUCUGGACCGUUCCACGGUGUCGCUGCUGUGUCGGCUGGGCGACAUCAUGCUGCACCCGGUGCCGCUGCUGUACCUCAUCUACCACUUCAACCACACCGUCAAGCCACACAUGGCCGUGGCCGCCUUCGUCCUCACACGGGGGUACCACGUCUGUGUGGAGGGGCACUUCUUCGGCCCCGGCGACAAGCUCAACUCCAUCUACGCAUUUGACCCACCGCUGCCACGGGCGAUCUUCUUCACUGGUGAGUGAGCCACGGAGGGAGAGGGAGAGGGAGAACCAUCUCAUCUGUGCCGGUGGAUAUAUAUUGCUGCCUUGUGUUGUGUGUGUCAGGUUACUACUACGAGCUUCUGGCGCUGUCUCUGGUUGGGCAGGGUGCGAUCGAGGAGCCAUCGCUCCGCCUCAUGACCCGCAUGUUCACCAUCGCCGUGGGGCUGACCUUCCUCAUCCAGUCCUCCGACUGGCUCAUCGUCCACCAAUGGCUCGCACACCCCACAAUCGCACAGCUCUGCCGGCGGCGGAAGCGAUCGCACAUUCAGCAGCAGCAACAGCACGGCGAGGCCACCACCGAGGACAGCGACAGCAGGGAGACGGACGAGCAGCUGCUGGACGCCAUUCGGUCGUCGGCCAGCCGGCUGCUGGAUCGGCUGCCGCCCAAGGCUGCGGAGAGGCUGCGUGUGGUGCUCCAGUCGGUCAUGGCGUCGGGCAUCGCCAUGCGCGACAAGCUCAUCCUCAUGAACGACAUCAACCAGGCCAUCGCCGUGCUGUCCUCGCUCCCUCUCCCCCUCGCAGAGGUCUCCGACCGGAUGGUGCUCUUCGCGCGGGUGAGCAUGCACCGGCUGACCAACCUGAUCAACGAGAGGAAGGCCUCGUUCAGCCUCCCGUCGCCUCCGGCCUUCCCCCCGCUGCCGACCUUCGUGAGCCUGAGCAGUGUGGACUUCGAUCGUCUGCGGAGCGCCUUCACGCGACGCAAGAAGUGCAUGUCCCGCUGCACGUCGUUCCUGUCCUGCCUCGGGGAGGACGACGCGGCCUUCGCAUCGUCCAUGGAACAGAUGUGGCAGGAGCACAUCAGUAGGAGCGGCGACUGACGGGGACUGACAACAUCGGGUGAUUGAUAAUACAGCAGAGCAGAUCGUGCAGUUGCUGGACUGGCUGAUGGGGGGAUGGGUGGGUGGAAUUGCAUCGAGGGAUGGAAUGUGUAAACUAGGAAUGGGCGGGCGGACGGAUGGCUGGAUGGCGUGUACAUACGGACGAUGUGGCUGGUGGACGCCGAGGGAGAGACUAAUUGACUGAUUGAUUCGUCGACUCAGGCAGACAGACACAGAGAGAGAGAGAGAGGUGUCGCUCUUUUUCGUCCGUUGAUCCCGUUUCUGGCUGUUGUUUGUUGGUUUGUUUGAGGCUUGUCAUGCCUGCCGUGUGCAUGCCUGGGUGGGUACGUGGUGUGGUGGACACGGCAUGCAUGACAUUUGACACACACGACAGACACAUUUAGUGUGCAGUGCGGUGCAGCGACCCUUCUAUCUAUCAUCACAGCGAAUGCAGUGAGUGCAGUGAGUGAGUGCUUCUUGCCUGCUUGCUUAACACCUACCUGCCCAGUGUGCGCCCGUCGGCCUGCGUCCGAGUGCACGCAGCAGGCCGGCUGGCACAGCUGGGUGUACAUAGCUAGCUCCUUAGGUUACUUGCUACCUGCCUGUCUGCCUACUGACUAACUCCAGACACACAGUGCGUGAGCCUGUGUGCGUACGUACCGGAGAGAGGACAACACUUUGCCUAGCCUUUGUGGCUCGUGUCCUUCUGUUUGGAGCAGUCGCCGCAGAUGCUUGGUGUGCUGUCCUGCAACCGACGGCACACACUGCCUCGGCGGCGAGUGCGAGAACCAGAAGGAUGGGACCCAGCAGACUUGCUCGUGACUACUGACAGACAGACAGACAGACAGAUAGGCAUUACACAGACAAUAGCUCACAGAGAGCGGCAGAUACACACACACACACACCCAUCCAGAGAGAGGAUGCACCAGCCAGCCCUGCUUUGCUUAGCCUACCUGUGGCGUUGCAUUGCAGUGGUUGGCGUGUUACUUGUGUGGUCAGUACGAGUACGUGCUUCGGAGCCGUGCGUGCCUCGCAGCUUUCUUCGCUACUACCAAUGACUGCAGUCACGAAUGGGAUGGGGAGGGAUGAGGAGGACGAGUGGAUGAUGCUACGGGUGCUGUUUUCUUGGUGGCUGGUUGUUUAGUGCAAGAAGGCAGGGUUUUUCCUGUUGGUUUUGCUAUGGUGACUGACUGCCCGACUCGCAUCUUGCCUUCUUUGCGUCUUGCUGUUGAGUUUCCGUGGGGCUGGGGAGCUGCUCACACAUGACACACAUAACGCCACGACAACACACGGAUCUUUUUGUGACUCGGCAGGGCCCUCAUGAGCCGUGCCUCUCCUCUCUCAUCUCACACUGCUAGCCUUUGUGGGGGAAUUUGUGUGGAUGUACGUGUUCGUAUUCAUUCAUUCAUUCAUACCGGUCUGGAUGCGCACACGCACGUGCGUGCAUCUGCGAGUCUGAUGAGCCAGAGCCAGCCAGGCAGCACCAAACUGGUGUGUUGCAUUGCUGACUGCAUGCUUGCGCAUCGGGAACCGAUUGCCAUGCCAUGCAUGUUGUGAUCCACCUGUCUGAUACGCAAAGCUGAUGAAUCCAUCAACAAGAACUCGCAUCGAUCAGCAUCGAUCAGCAAUGAGUGAACCAGCAGAUGACGAAGUCUGGUAAGACAACUUGAAUGUAGCUCGUACAGAUCUCUACCAAAGAAAGCCCCUUCAAGUUCAAAUCUGGCUGUCCUCUUCGAGUGACAUCGAUU
Molecule: messenger RNA, 3489 nt
Organism: Vitrella brassicaformis
Lineage: Eukaryota; Vitrellaceae
Source: the annotation of a GenBank genome assembly